Messenger RNA from Helianthus annuus (common sunflower), 771 nucleotides. Its product is annotated as dehydration-responsive element-binding protein 1D. Gene Ontology annotation, molecular function: DNA-binding transcription factor activity; DNA binding. The record is from RefSeq and is a predicted model, not a curated record. Gene Ontology annotation, biological process: regulation of DNA-templated transcription. NCBI's taxonomy places the organism in Eukaryota, Viridiplantae, Streptophyta, Magnoliopsida, Asterales, Asteraceae. The transcript is spliced from 2 exons. Bases 35 to 709 code for a protein of 224 amino acids.
AUUCCGUACAAACCAAUAACAAAAAAAAAAAACAAUGACCACUUUUAUCCACUUCAACUCUUCACUCUCAGCCGAAAACACUCCAUCCGAAUCUUGUUCAAGUUCGGAUUCCAGCACGGCCGCCGCUUUUUCGGACGAGGAAGUCAAUCUGGCUUCACAAAACCCGAAAAAGCGGGCUGGCCGAAAAAAGUUCCGGGAGACACGUCACCCGGUGUACCGAGGAGUCCGAAGGCGGGACUCGGGCAAGUGGGUGUGUGAGGUCAGAGAGCCGAAUAAAAAGACAAGAGUGUGGUUGGGAUCAUAUCCGACUGCUGACAUGGCGGCCAGGGCGCAUGAUGUGGCGGCUUUGGCCAUGCGGGGUCGGUCCGCGUGUUUGAAUUUUGCUGACUCGGUUUGGCGGCUGCCUGUGCCGAAAUCUAGUAAUGUGAAGGAUAUUCAAAAGGCCGCGGUGAAGGCCGCCGAGGGGUUUGGGGUUGAGGAUGGUGUGGUGGAGAGGGUGGAAAAAAAUGAGUUGCCGAAAAAUGAGUUGCCGAAAAAUGAGGUGCCGAAAAAAGUGGUUUAUUUGGAUGAGGAGGCUGUUUUUUGUUUGCCGAGAUUUUUUGAUAUUAUGGCUGAGGGAAUGAUGGUUCCGCCACCUCGGAUGGGUGGAUAUGACACUUGUCAGGAUGACUUGGAAUUUUGUUCUGACGUGUCAUUAUGGAGUUUCUGAAUUUAGCCUUUGACCAUUAGAUUAAGAAUUAGUUUUUUUUUUUUAACGUCGUUAGAGUUAUU